Messenger RNA from Monascus purpureus, 1428 nucleotides. The record is from the annotation of a GenBank genome assembly. NCBI's taxonomy places the organism in Eukaryota, Fungi, Ascomycota, Eurotiomycetes, Eurotiales, Aspergillaceae.
CACCAGGUUGCCGCCCAAAGUCCUUAGAUACAACUACUCCACACUCAGAACCGCAAUAGGCACCGCUAACAUCAGAAAGCUGCCACUGAUUCUUCUCUUAAUAUUAUCCUGGGAAUAUCCGCUUUCUUUUUUUCAAGGCCGAUUCUCGCUCAGCUCCUCUUUUCACCAUCGACGCAUACAUAUCUACCCUCCAUCCAUAACCCAUCAUGAAUCCUGAAUACGACUAUCUCUUCAAACUCCUCCUCAUUGGAGACUCCGGUGUCGGGAAGUCUUGCCUGUUGCUUCGGUUUGCCGAUGACACCUACACAGAGAGCUACAUUUCCACUAUCGGUGUAGACUUCAAAAUUAGGACUAUUGAACUGGAUGGCAAGACCGUGAAGCUUCAGAUUUGGGAUACUGCUGGUCAGGAACGCUUCCGAACCAUCACAUCAUCCUACUACCGUGGUGCACAUGGCAUAUGCGUCGUCUAUGAUGUGACCGACAUGGAUUCUUUCAACAACGUCAAGCAGUGGCUCCAGGAAAUCGACCGUUACGCGACUGAGGGUGUUAACAAGCUUCUCGUCGGUAACAAGAGUGAUAUGGAAGACAAGAAAGUUGUCGAAUAUACCGUGGCAAAGGAAUUCGCUGAUAGCUUGGGAAUUCCGUUCCUCGAGACGUCGGCAAAGAAUGCUUCGAAUGUCGAGCAAGCUUUCUUGACAAUGGCGAGACAGAUCAAGGAGCGCAUGGGUACCGCGACUGUUGACAACAAACCAAAAGUAGACGUCGGUCGGGGCCAGGGAGUGCAAUCUGGGUCGGCAGGUGGCUGCUGCUAAAUGGAAACUUGUCACCUGUUUUUCGUUACAUUUCCAUCUGGCUCAGCAUUUGAUUACAUUUAUUCCAUAUAGGAGGUCAUCUGCGGCUGUCCCCAGAUCUUUCAUUGUUGAUGUUGACGUCAGUCAAACAACACCCGUGAAAGAACCAUCUAUGGGCUCCUUAAGUUGGAAUUCCCGUCGCACUACUUUCCUCUUGCGUAUUAUGCUCUAGAUGGCCUGUCUCUUUCCUCCCCCUUUUUUUUUUUCUUUUUUCUUUUGUCUUUUUUCUUUUUUUCUUUUCUUUUCUUCUUUUUUUUUUGUCUGUUCUAAUGCUAUUAUCAGUACUCAUGUUUGUUUCUCCACAAAUUUUCUGAACUUCUUUUGCCCUUCAUGUCCUUCUUUUCCUGCUUGUUGUGUCCUUUAACUUUCUAUUUCUCACUCUGUUUUCUUCAACCACUACACUGUCUCAUGUUGGAAUUCGUUUGCGUGAUCUGUUGAAAUGAUAUAAUAGUAAAGAACACAAUGAAUAUUGAAUCUGUUCCUGAUUACUUGCCUUAAACCUCUGGAUACACGACUGCCGUAGUAUUUAAUACUAGCUUAUUCUUUUAUCAUAUGUAGCCUUUUACAUAAAAAUUUU